This is a messenger RNA of Gloeophyllum trabeum ATCC 11539, 2493 nucleotides long. Its product is annotated as Cse1-domain-containing protein. Gene Ontology annotation, molecular function: nuclear export signal receptor activity; small GTPase binding. Gene Ontology annotation, cellular component: cytosol; nuclear envelope. The coding region runs from base 1 to 2493 and encodes 830 amino acids. The record is from RefSeq and is a predicted model, not a curated record. NCBI's taxonomy places the organism in Eukaryota, Fungi, Basidiomycota, Agaricomycetes, Gloeophyllales, Gloeophyllaceae. Gene Ontology annotation, biological process: protein import into nucleus; protein export from nucleus. The transcript has 13 exons.
AUGUCGGACCCCUCGCAGCUGUUGCUUGCGUCUUUGAACCCGGUGACUCGUAAAGAGGCAGAACAGAACCUCCAAACCCUCAGCCAGCAGCCAGGCUUCCUCCCUCACCUUCUCAAACUUGUCCUUAACCCGACCGGAGACCGCGCUGCGCGACUCGCUGCCAGUGUCUACCUCAAAAAUGUCGUGAAAAACAGAUGGGAUGAUGAUGGGGUGCCCAUACCGCCCGCAGAUCAAGCCGCGAUACGAGCCGACAUCGUUCCUGCGAUGAUAUCCCUAUCAGGGCCGCCCGAUAAAACUAUGAGAGCGCAACUGGCAGAGACCGUCUCAUUGAUCGCUGCCGUCGAUUUUCCGGAACGAUGGGGCGAUCUUAUGGAUAUUCUCGUCUCGUCACUAUCAUCCACAGACUACAACGUCAACCUCGCCAUACUCGAAACUGCCCACUCCAUCUUCCGCCCCUGGCGCUCCCAAACACAAACAAAUGAGCUCUACUCGACCAUCAACUACGUCCUCUCGCGUUUCGUGGAACCCUUCCUUGCCUUCUUUCGACAGACCGCCGCGACCCUCCUCUCCUCCCCUCCCCCUCCUAAUCUGUCACUCAUCGCGCAAGUCAUGGUGGUCUCUACAAACAUCUUUUACGAUCUGACCAGUCAAGAUCUGCCCCCAGCUAUGGAGGAUGCCCACGCGGAGUUCUUCCAGCCGGGUGAGGGAUGGUUUAGUAAGUUCAUGGUCUGGGAUCCCGCCGAGCUGCGCGGCGAUCCCGACGAUACUACGCCAUCUCUGCCUGCACAACUCAAAACGACGACCGUCGAGUUGGUCGAGCUGUACUUGAACAAGUAUCCCGAAAUGCUUGCCCAGACCAAGACGGUCGAAGCGUUUGUCCAGACGGUCUGGAAUAACCUUGGCACGGGGCAGCUGCAAGGCGUUGGAGAUGAUGCUCUCGUAUCCCAGUCACUGCAUUUUAUCUCCACGGCCAUCCGGUCUAACAUGUACCGCGAGGUCUUCAGCGCCCGAGACACGAUCGCGAACCUCGUGCAAGGCGUCGUCGUUCCCAACAUCGGACUGCGAGACUACGAGGUCGAACAAUUCGAAGACGAGCCCCUUACGUUCAUCCGGCAGGACCUUGCCGUCCCGUCCAUGGGCGGCGCCGUCGGCGACGUCGCGACCCGCCGCCAGGCCGCCGCGGACAUUGUGCGCGCGUUGGUCGCGUCCGGGUCGGAGACGGAGACGACGGAGGUCGUCGGCCAGUGGAUCACGAACGGCCUGCAGCAGUACGCCGCGGACCCCGCGGGAAACUGGAAGUCCAAGGACAGCGCCGUGUACCUGCUCACCGCCGUCGCGACCAAGGGAUCGACCACGCAGCAUGGCGUGACCUCCACCAACGCGCUUGUAGAUGUUGUCAAGUUCUUCUCCGACAAUGUGUUCUCGGACCUGCAAGCGGCGCCGAACGCCAUCCAUCCCGUUCUUCAAGUCGACGCGAUCAGGUUCCUAUACACUUUCCGAAACCAGCUUUCGAAAGAGCAGCUGCUAGCCGUCCUGCCGAUGCUACAGCAUCACCUCGCUUCGGAGAAUCCUGCCUGCUACACGUUCGCUGCCAUUGCGAUCGAGCGGAUACUGUUUAUCCGACGAAAUAACCAGCUCCUAUUCACGCAAGCCGACGUUCGGGACCUGGCUCCCAGCCUGCUGGAUGUGUUGCUUACGAGAAUAGAGUCGGGAGGGAGCGCUCAGAAAGUAGCGGAGAACGACUACCUGAUGAGAUGCGCAAUGCGCGUGAUCGUGACGGCGAGACAGACUCUGACGCCUGUGUACCAGCAGAUACUUUCGCGACUCGUGAACAUCCUGGGUGUCAUUUCGCAGAACCCCAGCAACCCGGUGUUUGACCAGUACAUCUUCGAGAGUAUAUCUGCUCUGAUACGGUUCAUCGUUGCUGGCAAACCAGACACCCUGCCGGUGUUCGAGGAGACCUUAUUUGGGCCGAUCACCAUCAUCCUGCAGCAAGACAUUGAACAGUACAUCCCCUAUACAUUCCAGAUCCUGGCUCAACUGCUGGAACUGCACCACACCGGUGCCCCUGAGGCCUAUCGGGCGUUGCAACCGUUCUUGACCCAUGCGGCCGUGUGGGCGCAGAAAGGGAACAUUCCUGGAUUGGUAAAGCUGCUCAAGGCGUUCCUGGCAAAAGACACGGCGUACAUGGUCGAAACGGGGGCCUAUGUCAAAGUAUUGGGCGUUAUCCAGCAGCGACUGAUCCCGUCCAAGGUCCACGACUCGUGGGGAUUCGAGCUGUUGUGCACGCUCAUAUCCAAUAUACCUGGGACUACGAUGCUUCAGUACAUGCGACCGCUCGUCCUCGUGCUCCUGACCCGCAUGCAGACCAGCAAGACUGAUAAAUACGUGUAUCAUUUCACGUACUUUUUCCUGUUCGCCACGGCGAUCCAGAUGCCCAGUGUCACUCCGGAUGUGGUCAUCCGGACCAUGGAGCAGCUUCAGACUGGGUGA